CCCCGCUCUGCUGAAGCGCAGCAGCAGCAGCAGCGCGGUGGGUGACUACAGUAGAGCUCUGCGCAGUGAGUCAGCUGAGGGAUCACAGGCGCCGGUGAGUGAAUGAAUGAAGACAAGAGAGGAAGAGCCCUGCAGGAUCUGGAGACAGAAAGGCGAAGGUAUCCAUCUCUGUAGAGAACAGUCUGACGCGGAAACACUGAAGUGAUCAGAGCAAGCUUGUUGACGCAUAAUCCCACCCGCCCCGCCGGCACUGGGAGGGGGCAAAUCUAGCUUGCCUAAACUCCAAUCCUGCCAAAGAGAUUUACGGAGUGGCUGCGUCUGCUGCUGUGGGUUCAAACACCUUGAAGACAACAUUUGGUAUGAGUUUUUUUCUAAUAUUUCUGGGAGAUACUCGAAGAUUUCUUUGGAAGCAGAGGAGCUAAUACGCGCAUUAUUAGGCUGUUAAAUUCCCCUGUUGGAUUCGGCACUGUCACUGCGCCGCGGACUGUGCGUGUUUUGGAUGCGUCCUGAGGUGUGGACAGGACUUGCCCGUACAUCACCAUCAUCUUAGCAGGUAUUUGAUCGCGAUUGUGUUGCUUCCACCGGAGAUCUGGAGCCAUGACAGGCCCCCCGCUGGUCCCACAGCCCGCCUGCUGACGGUACCGGGCAGGAUGGGAGCAGGUCUGCCGCUUUCAGGAUCCCGAAGCAGCCGAUUCAUCAAUGGAGGAGGAGAGUGACACCCGGAAAAUCAACAACAGCUUCCUUCGCGACCACAACUAUGCAACCGAAGCUGACAUUAUCUCAACGGUGGAGUUUAACUCAUCAGGGGAGCUGUUGGCCACCGGGGAUAAAGGAGGCAGAGUGGUUGUCUUCCAGAGGGAACAGGAGAGUAAGAGUCAGCCCCAACGUCGAGGGGAGUACAAUGUUUACAGCACAUUUCAGAGUCACGAGCCAGAGUUUGACUACCUGAAGAGUUUGGAGAUCGAGGAGAAGAUCAACAAGAUCAAAUGGCUUCCUCAGCAGAACGCUGCCUACUUCUUGCUCUCCACCAAUGACAAGACAGUGAAGCUGUGGAAAAUCAGUGAGAGAGACAAGCGUCCAGAGGGCUACAACCUGAAGGACGAGGAUGGACGGAUCAGGAACCCGUCGACGAUCACAUCGCUCCGGGUGCCGGUGCUGCAGCCUAUGGACUUGAUGGUUGAGGCUACGGCUAGACGAGUUUUCAGCAAUGCUCACACCUACCACAUCAACUCCAUCUCUGUCAACUCUGACCUCCAGACGUAUAUCUCCACUGAUGACCUCAGGGUUAACCUGUGGAACCUUGAGAUCACCGACCGCAGCUUCAACAUUGUGGACAUCAAACCAGCCAACAUGGAGGAGCUGACGGAGGUGAUCACCUCUGCAGAGUUUCAUCCCCAGCAGUGUCACACCUUUGCCUACAGCAGCAGCAAGGGCUCGAUACGACUGUGUGACAUGAGACAGGCGGCGCUCUGUGACAAACACUGCAAAUACUUUGAGGAGCCAGAGGAUCCCUCCACUCGCUCCUUUUUCUCUGAAAUCAUCUCAUCCAUCUCUGACGUGAAGUUCAGCCACAACGGGCGCUACCUGAUGACACGGGACUACCUCACUGUCAAGGUGUGGGACCUUCAAAUGGAGAACAAACCACUGGAGACAUACCAGGUCCAUGACUAUUUACGAGGCAAACUUUGUUCUCUGUACGAGAAUGACUGCAUCUUUGACAAGUUUGAGUGCGUCUGGAAUGGAUCUGACAGCGUCAUAAUGACCGGAUCCUAUAACAACUUCUUCCGAAUGUUUGACCGGAACACUAAACGGGACGUUACGCUGGAAGCAUCCAGGGAAAACAGCAAACCCAGAGCCAUUCUCAAGCCUCGCAAGGUGUGUGUGGGUGGGAAGCGUCGAAAGGAUGAGAUAAGUGUAGACAGCCUGGACUUCAGCAAGAAGAUCCUUCACACUACGUGGCAUCCGCAUGAGAACAUCAUUGCUGUAGCGGCCACUAACAACCUCUACAUCUUUCAAGACAAGGUCAACUAACGGACAAACUGACCCUGCUGACACCCCUGACACAUGAGGGGCUGCAGGGAGAGGCAGGGUUGGAGAAAGACAGUGAUGAAGCCCUGAUCUACAUCCUCCUCCUCCUCCUCCUCUUCCUGUGUCUUGUUGCUGCCAGUCUUAAAUUUUUCCGCUCUACUGAAGAAGUGCAGAAAAAAAUAUAUAUCCAGUGACUGAUCUCUAAAAUGGACUGGGAAUUUUUGGGAAGCUGGAAAUCAAAACAAACUGGAUACAACUUGUGGAAAGGGUCCCUUAAAAUCAAGAAUGGACUUCUUCUAUUUGAUUUCUAAUUUAAUUUAUUUAGCCCUGCAGACACCUGAAGAAGUGAAUCCUGUGCAUUUAUGCAUCAAGAGGAUUGCUGCAUGAAUAAAAUGAUGUAGCAGCCCUCUGGACCCUGAAGUAAGGGGCUGGAUGUGGGUUCACUGGACAUAAAUAAGAGCACACAGACAGAAACAUAGCUUACAUGAUGGUGGCUCAUUGUCAUGUAGCAACAGUGCCCCCUGUCUUUUUGUCUGCUCAUGCUACGGUGCAUGUGAUCAACCCUGCAGCCUCCGAUUGAGGCUAUGUUUCCAGACAGUUUAAUCUGCUGCAGAGUUCCUACAAAAGAGGAAGAGACUGUUAUUAAUCUCUGACCCCAAAAACUGAGUUUUCUCUGCCUGUGAUACAACGUGGUCAGUCUUUCUAGUUCCAAUUCUGUGUCUCCCUGGUGAGACUGCUGUAGUCUGUAAUGUGAAUGAAGCCCCUCCAGGCUGUGUCAAUGGUUUUAUUUAAUGCUGUUGUUUUAUUGAGUCCUUCUCUCGGUCAAUGAGUCUGUUUAGAAGCUGUGGUGCCUUCUUUUGGUAUGUGGGGGUUUGAUGUAGUGGGAGUGGGAGGGGGGAGGGGACUGAGUACAAGGCAGGAGUGUGAAUGUUUCAAAUGAAAUGUUAACAUAGCAUUUUUUUUUUGGUUGUUGUUUUCCCUCUUUCUCUUAAAACGUAAAAGCUCAACUGAGGUCCGAAGUGAAAAAAAGUGCUUGAAGCGAUGUAGUCCAAAUUACAUUAAAGCACUGGCUACAUGCUUGCGAGUUCAGGGGAGAACGCUGUGAUUUGUACAAAUUAAGUGAUGCUUGUGUUACAUUGCAGUCAGUCUGAUGUCAUCUGUUUGCAAGAGACACAACAGAGCCACAUUGAGGAUUUCUUUUUCUAAUUUGAACUCUUCACCAUAUUUGAGCUUAUUUGGAUAGUACUGAAAAUGAUCUGUAGAUGGUAGUAGAGUAUACUUUUCAUGUUGAUAUAUUGAACCUUAGACUUCUUGGAAUAACAAUGCUAGCACAGCUCUUUUUGCAUGUAUUGGAUCUGAUUCUGAUGAAACGGUCAGCUUGCAUACAGGUAUUUGAGCAUCUACAGAUCAUGUGAAGCACUAUGCAAGUAAAAAGCUGUAGCCCAUUUGAAAAAGGUUUAAUUUGUCAUUGCUGCCGUGCUUGUCCAGUAGCAGGUUGAAUUUCAGCACUCGGCUCUAAUCAGUUUGGAAUUCUUCACUUGUCUCAAAUUUGUUUUCAAGAGCCAACUCCCAUAACAGAAAGCGGUCAAAGGUCUAAAUGAACUCUGUGAAAUCAGGGAAUUAUUAAGUGUGGUUCCUUUGAACAGUUAUGUCUUCUAAACAACCUCCUUUGUGACACUAAUUGAAACAAAAAAAAAACCUUUUAUAGCUCAGAAUGUAUUGAAAUGCAAUUACCAUGCAGUCUUUAUGCUUACUGGACUUUCUUUGAAUAAAAAAGAAUAAAGAUGUGCAAGUUCAAA
Molecule: messenger RNA, 3827 nt
Organism: Notolabrus celidotus (New Zealand spotty)
Lineage: Eukaryota; Metazoa; Chordata; Actinopteri; Labriformes; Labridae
Product: serine/threonine-protein phosphatase 2A 55 kDa regulatory subunit B beta isoform
Exons: 10
Coding region: 700-2031 (443 amino acids)
Biological process (GO): peptidyl-serine dephosphorylation
Cellular component (GO): cytosol; protein phosphatase type 2A complex
Molecular function (GO): protein phosphatase regulator activity; protein binding
Source: RefSeq, a predicted model, not a curated record